CUUUGAACAAUGUGACAUUUCCUCAUUAUGACUCUAAAGGGAGGGCAGCUGCAGAGACUUUCCUCCACGGUCCUGUCAAGAGAAAAGGAACAUGGCUGAUGGUGAAAAGCAGAGCGGUGGCGACACUGUGGAUGCCUUAAAGUUGUUUUCAAAGAGGUCGGAUGGAGCGGCCACAGGCAGCAAUAAGACGUAUGAUGAAGUGGACUCUACCCCCAGCAGUAAAGGCAGUACAACUGCAGGCUCAGACCUCUACCGCUACAAGAUGGACUAUCCCAGCAUUGGAACCUGUGUGAUCAUCAACAAUAAGAACUUCGACAAGAUGAGUGAGCGUAAAGGGACGGAUGCCGAUGCUGCCUUUGCAAAGAACUUCUCUGAGCUGGGUUAUAAAGUCAGAGUGGCCAAUGACCAGACUAUGUGGCAGAUGAAAAAUCUUCUGACGAGCGUAUCUGAGGAGGACCACCGUAGUAGUGCAUCGUUUGUGUGUGUGUUGCUGAGUUAUGGAGACGAGGGGGUGAUUUAUGGCACAGACGGCUGUGUGAAGUUGGAGAAGCUGACGAGAAACUUUAAAGGAGAUGGCUGCAGAAGUCUCCUUGGCAAACCGAAGCUCUUCUUCAUACAGGCGGCUCGUGGUUCAGCCCUGGAUGACGGAGCCAUGAAGGAGUUCGACAGUGUAGAUGGGCAAACAUCAGAGAGGAUUCCUGUGGAGGCAGAUUUCCUGUACGAUUCCACUGCUCCAGGUUACACCUCAUGGAGAAACACAUCCAACGGCUCCUGGUUCAUUCAGUCGUUGUGUGAGAUGUUGGUGCAAUACAAGGGAGAGCUGGAGCUGAUGCAGAUCAUGACACGAGUCAGCCGCAAGGUGGCACUACACUUUGAGUCUUUCUCCAACCUACCUGGAUUUAGCAGCAAGAAGCAGAUCCCCUGUAUUGUCUCGAUGUUGACCAAAGACUUCUACUUUCCUCAAUAGAAUGAAAUACUCUUCUUGUUUAUCCUGUAGGAAAUAGAGUCAAAUGGGACUUUGCUGGAAUUACACAUUACUCUUUCAUCUAUUUUACUGUCAAAGAUAUUUGCACAAAAGAUUUGUGGUGCACUGUGUGGGCCUGUUCAAACAAGAUAACACUAGUUUUAGUUUUUGUAAUGUCACUGCAAGCAGAACCCGAAUGCACCAACAGCAUGAGGAUAAAAGGGAACAUGUUAGUUUGGUUAUUGUUAAAUCUGGAUCAUAUUUCUUUUCGAAUUUUUGUCCUUUUGUAUUUUCUAUGUGCAGUGUGUUUUUAUGCUGGUAAAAAUAAAGGGUUUCACA
Messenger RNA from Hippoglossus stenolepis (Pacific halibut), 1303 nucleotides. Its product is annotated as caspase-3. Gene Ontology annotation, cellular component: cytoplasm. Lineage: Eukaryota; Metazoa; Chordata; Actinopteri; Pleuronectiformes; Pleuronectidae. The record is from RefSeq and is a predicted model, not a curated record. Gene Ontology annotation, biological process: positive regulation of apoptotic process; neuron differentiation; erythrocyte differentiation.